Molecule: messenger RNA, 1267 nt
Organism: Drosophila ficusphila
Lineage: Eukaryota; Metazoa; Arthropoda; Insecta; Diptera; Drosophilidae
Exons: 1
Coding region: 202-1122 (306 amino acids)
Source: RefSeq, a predicted model, not a curated record
CUGACCAACAGGAUGUAUUUUUAAGAGUGUUGAUUUUGAACAGCGAACAAGUCGCCUCAGGUGGCACUGACUUAAUGCUCUGAGCCCAGUAAAAACAAAUUGAACAUCAGGGCGCUAGAAACAACAGCACUCCAAAUCUGAAAAUAGUUAUAUUAUUGUUUGAAAAUUCCCCGUAGUGUAGUUAGUAAUCCCGGAGCAAGGAUGCCGAAACGCGCUCCUUACACUUGGCGGCAGCCGGACUUUCCCGGCGACGGGAGCGACAUGUCCUGGCAGAAUCCCACCCUGCUGGUCAUCUGCCAGGACGCGGACUUGGAGACGGCCAUCCAGCCGCUGCUGCGCUCCCUGAAGCAGCCCUUUGCCCCCGGCCAAGUGGCAAGUAUCUUUGUGCACGAGACGAUGCGCGGGCGGUUCUGCGAGAAGGUGAAGGCCCUGAUGGAACCGAUGCACCGCCAGGCGGCCGGCCACGCCCACUAUCUGAAGGCGGUGGAGAUGGCCGAGUGCCUCAAGGCGGAAGUGGUCAGUCUGCUGACGCCGGACGACAUUCGCUUCCGUUUCCGGAUGACUCCCGGCUCCCCGGUGAUCGUCUGCGAGUUCGACCAGAGCUUCUUCGGCGGAUCCCGCCCCAGUUCGCUGGUCACGCUCCACACCUUCCGCCACGCCUCCGAUCUGCCACGCCUCCUGGCCACCGAGCGGGUGCCUUUCGAGAGCGCCGCCGUCUGGGGAUUCAAGAUGGCCGCCGUCUACGAGGCGGCCUUGCAUCUGGAUCUCCAAAAGGUCUACAUCAACUGCCAGGCGGUGCCGCUCAUCCCGGUCAUCCAGGAGUACCUCGAGGCGGAGCAGUCCCACGUGGUGCUGGCCAAGUACCACCACUUCGAGGUGGUUUCGCACGGCGGCAAGCAUCGGGUUAUAAUUUAUCCCGCCAAGGUCAUCUGGGAGCCGACCGUUCGAUCCGCUGGCGGCGGUCAAGGUCAAGGCGGAGGUCAAGGCGGAGGUCAAGGUGGGGAUCAAGGUGCAGGUCAAGGUGAAGGUGAAGGAAAGAGCAAGGAGAGCGUCAAGCGGACAUCUAAGAGCAAAGUUCAGAGUCGCGCGGGAUUUCGUUCAAGAUACUUUUCAAAAGUUUGAAGUUCACGCAAAUUACCAGUAACUAGAAAGUGACAAUCUUUAUUUCAAGAUUUUUAAGAUUUAAGUUAUGAAGCGUACUUUUCAAAUUAAUAAAGUCAUAUAGUGGUAGAGUGUUACUCAAAUAAAAUAUAAUCCUUAAGGCAAA